CGUGGGGUGAGCAAAAGGAGGGGAGGUGGGGAGAGGCGCGCUCCCGGAGGCUUUUGCUAGUCGCGCACGCGCGCCUGGGACUGCCUGCCUUUCUGUGACUUGUCUGUGUGUGUGCGUGUGUGUGGAAAGAGGGAGAAGAGAACGAGAGCGAGCGAGAGAGGGUGAGUGUGUGUGAGUGCAUGUGAGUGUGCUGAACGUACUGAGAAACCCGGACCACAGCAGCAGCACCACUGAAAACUGCAUUCAACCAUUUCUUCUGACUUCUGGAGCUGGGACAACGAUCAGACUAGCACCAGCCACAAGCAGUAGCUGUGACAAGGGGCUCCCCUGCCUCCACUUCAGGUUUUUAGGAGCUCGGUGCUAAAUUGGUCUCUCAAAAUGCAGAGGAUCUAAUUUACUGACGGAAACGACCAAAGAAAGAGGAGGAAAAGAACAAUAACAACAAGAGAAUAUUUUGUGGAUGCUCUACUUUUCUUGGAAAUGCAAAAGAUUAUGCAUAUUUCUGUCUUCCUUUCUCCUGUUUUUUGGGGACUGAUUAUUGGUGUCUCUUCUAACAGCAUACAAAUAGGGGGGUUAUUUCCAAGGGGCGCCGAUCAGGAAUACAGUGCAUUUCGGGUAGGAAUGGUUCAGUUUUCCACUUCAGAGUUUAGACUGACGCCCCAUAUCGACAAUCUGGAGGUAGCCAACAGCUUUGCAGUCACCAAUGCUUUCUGCUCCCAGUUUUCAAGAGGAGUUUAUGCUAUUUUUGGAUUUUAUGACAAGAAAUCUGUAAAUACCAUUACAUCCUUUUGUGGAACUCUUCAUGUCUCCUUCAUCACUCCCAGCUUCCCAACAGAUGGAACACAUCCAUUUGUCAUUCAAAUGAGACCUGACCUCAAAGGAGCUCUUCUUAGUUUGAUUGAAUACUACCAGUGGGACAAAUUUGCAUAUCUUUAUGACAGUGAUAGAGGCUUAUCAACAUUGCAAGCUGUCCUGGAUUCUGCUGCUGAAAAGAAAUGGCAAGUGACUGCUAUCAAUGUAGGGAAUAUUAACAAUGACAGGAAAGAUGAAACCUACCGGUCGCUGUUUCAAGAUCUAGAGGUAAAAAAGGAAAGGCGCGUAAUCCUCGACUGUGAGCGAGACAAAGUCAACGACAUUGUAGACCAAGUUAUUACCAUUGGAAAACAUGUUAAAGGGUACCAUUACAUCAUUGCAAAUCUGGGAUUUACUGAUGGAGAUUUAUCCAAAAUUCAAUUUGGUGGAGCAAAUGUCUCAGGAUUUCAGAUUGUUGACUAUGAAGAUUCCCUAGUGUCCAAAUUUGUACAGAGAUGGUCAACACUGGAGGAAAAGGAAUAUCCUGGAGCUCACACAAGUACAAUUAAGUAUACGUCUGCUCUGACUUAUGAUGCUGUCCAGGUGAUGACUGAAGCUUUCCGCAAUCUGCGUAAGCAAAGGAUUGAAAUCUCCAGAAGAGGAAAUGCUGGAGACUGCCUUGCAAACCCUGCUGUGCCCUGGGGACAAGGAGUAGAGAUAGAAAGGGCACUAAAACAGGUUCAAGUGGAAGGUCUUUCAGGAAAUAUAAAGUUUGAUCAGAAUGGAAAAAGAAUAAAUUAUACAAUUAACAUCAUGGAACUCAAAACUAAUGGGCCUCGGAAGAUUGGAUAUUGGAGUGAAAUGGACAAAAUGGUGGUGACACUUACUGAAAUCCCUUCAGGGAAUGACACUUCGGGACUAGAGAAUAAGACUGUUGUUGUCACCACAAUCUUGGAAUCACCAUACGUCAUGAUGAAGAAAAAUCAUGAAAUGCUAGAAGGCAAUGAGCGAUAUGAAGGCUAUUGUGUGGACUUGGCUGCAGAGAUUGCCAAACACUGUGGAUUCAAAUACAAGUUAACAAUUGUUGGGGAUGGCAAGUAUGGGGCCAGGGAUGCAGACACAAAAAUUUGGAAUGGAAUGGUUGGAGAGCUUGUAUAUGGGAAAGCUGAUAUUGCAAUUGCUCCAUUAACUAUUACAUUAGUGAGAGAAGAGGUGAUUGACUUUUCCAAGCCCUUUAUGAGCCUCGGGAUCUCAAUAAUGAUCAAGAAGCCUCAGAAGUCCAAACCAGGAGUGUUUUCAUUUCUCGAUCCCCUAGCCUAUGAAAUCUGGAUGUGCAUUGUCUUUGCCUACAUUGGGGUCAGUGUAGUUUUAUUCCUGGUCAGCAGAUUCAGCCCGUACGAGUGGCACACUGAGGAGUUUGAAGAUGGACGAGAAACACAAAGUAACGAGUCAACUAAUGAAUUUGGGAUAUUUAAUAGUCUCUGGUUUUCCCUGGGUGCCUUUAUGCAGCAAGGAUGCGAUAUUUCGCCAAGAUCCCUGUCUGGGCGCAUUGUUGGAGGUGUAUGGUGGUUCUUUACCCUCAUCAUAAUCUCAUCCUACACGGCUAAUUUAGCUGCCUUCCUGACGGUAGAGAGGAUGGUAUCUCCCAUUGAAAGUGCUGAGGAUCUUUCUAAGCAAACAGAAAUUGCUUAUGGAACAUUAGAUUCUGGCUCCACAAAAGAAUUUUUUAGGAGAUCUAAAAUUGCAGUGUUUGAUAAAAUGUGGACGUAUAUGAGAAGUGCCGAGCCUUCUGUAUUUGUGAGGACUACAGCAGAAGGAGUAGCUCGGGUACGGAAGUCGAAAGGAAAGUACGCUUAUUUGCUGGAGUCCACCAUGAACGAGUACAUCGAGCAAAGAAAACCCUGUGACACCAUGAAAGUUGGUGGGAACUUGGAUUCCAAAGGCUAUGGCAUCGCAACACCUAAAGGAUCCUCAUUAAGAAAUGCGGUUAACCUCGCAGUACUAAAACUGAAUGAACAAGGCCUGUUGGACAAAUUGAAAAACAAAUGGUGGUACGACAAAGGAGAGUGCGGCAGCGGGGGAGGUGAUUCCAAGGUCAGCCCCAGGGAGAAAAGUGAUGGAACCCCAGUAAAUCUUGCAGUAUUGAAACUCAGUGAGCAAGGCGUCUUAGACAAGCUGAAAAACAAAUGGUGGUACGAUAAAGGGGAGUGUGGAGCCAAGGACUCUGGAAGUAAGGAAAAGACCAGUGCCCUCAGCUUGAGCAACGUUGCUGGAGUAUUCUACAUUCUUGUCGGGGGACUUGGUUUAGCCAUGCUGGUGGCUUUGAUUGAGUUCUGUUACAAGUCAAGAGCAGAGGCGAAACGAAUGAAGAUGACCUUGAGUGAUGCCAUGAGGAACAAGGCGAGGCUGUCAAUUACAGGAAGUACUGGAGAAAAUGGACGUGUUAUGACUCCAGAGUUUCCCAAAGCAGUGCAUGCUGUCCCUUACGUGAGUCCUGGCAUGGGAAUGAAUGUCAGUGUGACUGAUCUCUCGUGAUUGAUAAGAACCUUUUGAGUGCCUUACACAAUGGUUUUCUUGUGCGUUUAUUGUCAAAGUGGUGAGAGGCAUCCAGUAUCUUGAAGACUUUUCUUUCAGCCAAGAAUUCUUAUACUUGUGGAAUUCAUCUUGGAAUUGUUAACAAAUGAAUGCUUAGUAAAAUACAGAGCACUGUUUCCUACACGAAUUCAAGAUGACUCUUGAUGGACAUGCACAGCUAAAAUGGAAGUACUGUAAUCUAACUGAUGUCGUUGUACAGGCAACAAACCAGUUUCUGCAGCCACUGUUGUUUGUCUCUUGGUUCAUAAUGACUUAAGCACACUUGACAUCAACUGCAUCAAGAUGUGACAUGUUUUUCUAAGGAAAAAAAAAAAACAUUUAAAAUUAAAAAAAAAUAUUUUUAGGUAUUUUCAAAACUGGCUUUUAAAUAAAUUUGCUUCCAUACUGGUCGGAUUUGACAAAAAUAAAAAUCAAACUGUGGGGGCGGGGGUAGAAGAGAUGAAGAAGGUAUCAGUUCCGUAUUUUUCAAAGCCAAAUAUGUAAAUGCUGAGGAGAGGAAACAAAUUUAAGAAGUUCAAAUCUUGUAAUUUAAUAUUGUUAUUAAAACUUUACUGUAUAUCCUAUUCUUUAACAUUUGGUGUUAAAAUCAAAUUACUUGGCAAUGCUUGACAUUUGAAAUAAACUUUUUCUAUUGUUUUAUUUGCAAAUGGUUCAAUUGAUUUUGCUAGCUACAGUUUGGUCCUAGGUGAGAUCAUAUUAAAGGACACUCUCAAGGUUGUUUGUCCUCCUCUACAUAAACCUAUAUUUAGAAAGUCUAGCUUAUUCUUCAAACAUGAAUUGUCUGAUUUGGAUACUUUUAAGGAAAAAAAUACAUACAGUUAAUACUGUAUGAAAAUGUGUGAAACACCAAGUAUUUACAAUAGACUAAUUUGAAAACUUAUCCAAAUAUGUAAUUUUAAAAUUCUAUAGAUUUUCAUAAGACAAAAAUGACAUAAAGUCUAAAAUACCUUGAAAGUAUCUGUUUUGGAGUCAUUCCCACAAUUGCCUAAAUCCUUUAAAUAAGAUCUGAUUCUAUAUUUUUUUUGAAAUUUAGAGGCUUUCAUAAACUUAUGAAAUUUUUUAUGUUAAAGUUAACAUGAAAUGUGUUUUCAUUUCAUUGACGGCAUCAACAAACAAGUCCUAUGACAAUGGAAUUUAUUCUUUCUUUUAGGUGCAAAAGCAAUCUAAGCAUUCCCAUUGUGGCUAAUAUACCACAUUUCUGAAACUCUUUGAAGAAAGACCUUUUUGCCAUUGAAAAAGUACUAUGUGGCCCCUUAAAACAAUCCUUCUUUAUGUUUUUUUUUAAAAAAUAAAAUCUCAGAUAUGAUUUAUAUAUUUAAAUUACUAUUCAUUUUUGAAUAUCUACCUGUUUUUUAAAAAAUUAUCAUUCUUAUUUCUGUUAAGCAUUAAUAGAGCACUUGUCUUUUUUUGCCAAGUGUUUUUAUGAUUCAAAUCUAUUAUAAUUCAUGAAAGGGAAGGGGAGGAAAACUGCUUAGAUUGAAAAAAUAACAAACUAAGCUCUUAUAUUACAGAUGGUAGCCUAUAGUGCUCCCAUCUUCUUCAUUAAGCUUAGAUGUCUCUGAACAACAUAUUCUGAGAUAAUCCAUGAAAUUUUAAUGUAUUACUACUCCUCAUCUGGGAUGUGGGAGGUGCAUUUUUAAGUUCAAUUAAUCACCAAUGCUAGAAUGACCAAAUUGCAGGCUAAAUGUAACCCUAUGGUACUCAAAAUUGGAUUUUAAAAACUAAAAAAGAGAUGAUUGUAUGCAGCAGAAAGCUAUUUAUUGUAGCUCUGGGCCAACUCUUCUGAAAAUUGUAACAACAAAUCUCUUUGUCAAGCUUGAACUAAUGUAUAUAAUUGAAAUAAUGUAAAGUUAUAUUUUCAUGUUUUUAUAGUCACAACAUGACAAGAAUACACAAUGUAAGAGUAUUUCAGUUAUGGAUAAUGUCGAUUGGAUAAUGCACAUCACAGUAACAAGCAGUAAUCAUAGUUUAAUAUCCAUGUAAAGGUGCAUCAAUAUAUUGCUGUAUAAACUACGUCUGUGUGCAUUUAGGUGAAAAGUAAUCUUGAGUGAUGACAGCUGUCUAAAGGUUUUUUAUUCAUUUUAUAUAAAAAAUGUUAUCAAAAGACCAAAAUGUUUAUGAACUGUUCUUAUGUAAAUUUCCAAUGAUCCUUUAUUGUACCAUUUUGUUUACAGUAUAGUAUCUUAUUUCUGCUGUGUUAAGUGGGUGUCAGAUUCAAAAUAGACAUGCACUUUCUACAACUUCUCACAGAGAUGUUGGUAUCCCUAAUUUUUCAUGUGUACCUCUAUGUCAGAAAAUGCUUUUGAUUUUAUUUUUAAAUCUAACACCUGAUGGCUUUUCUGGAGUGUUGUACAAAACUUCAAUCAUACAUAAACAUGUUCUUAAAAAAAAAGGCAAAA
Antechinus flavipes (yellow-footed antechinus) is the source of this 5786-nucleotide messenger RNA. It is a transcript of the gene GRIA2, whose product is annotated as glutamate ionotropic receptor AMPA type subunit 2. The transcript has 17 exons. Gene Ontology annotation, biological process: synaptic transmission, glutamatergic; monoatomic ion transport; modulation of chemical synaptic transmission. The coding region runs from base 481 to 3327 and encodes 948 amino acids. Lineage: Eukaryota; Metazoa; Chordata; Mammalia; Dasyuromorphia; Dasyuridae. Gene Ontology annotation, molecular function: transmitter-gated monoatomic ion channel activity involved in regulation of postsynaptic membrane potential; AMPA glutamate receptor activity. The record is from RefSeq and is a predicted model, not a curated record. Gene Ontology annotation, cellular component: plasma membrane; dendritic spine; postsynaptic membrane.